UUCUGGGGCUAAAUAUUUCACUUCGAGGGACGUUCACGGCUCAAUUGGAAAUGUUUACAACAACUCGCAGAAGAUGACUGAUGGUUAUGACUGGAUGCGCAACUGAUAAAAAAAAAACUACCGAGGGUCACGGAGUUUUUGUACGGUCCCCUGGAUUACGUUUGAGACUUUUUAAGGUGGUAUAGUUUGACUCCGUUCUUGUAAAGAGAGACAGCCAGUCCCAUGCCCGCGCCCCGCGUGCCAGGCUGCACUCUACCCCACGGACAGUGCCCCAGGCUCGGGGGUUAGAUGGUGCUGAUCACGGACGACAGAGAUGGAGGAGGCGCUUCGCCGGUUCGGGUCAAACAGCUCCAGCAGCAGCAAAAAGUCACCCAAAUCCACCCGACCAUAGUGGAGGAGCCGCUGUCCAACUCUGACGAUGAGAACUACUUGGGCUCGUGUGAGGAGGACGAUGAAGAGGACGAUGGAGGAGAGGAAGAGGAGGAGGAGGAUUUCGAAGAAGUUGACUUCGAGGACUUGGAGGAUUGUCGGAGUAUCGCGUCAGACGACUCAUUUUACCCGCCGGAUGAUGUGUUCGCGGACUCGGAGCGCACCCCGUCUCCGGAGAGCCCGGAGCCGCUGUCUUUUUUCCAAGCGUGCUGCACCAACAACGCGGCUAUCGUCCGGAUAAUGAUACGGCAUGGAGUGAAGGAGGAGGAGGUCAACGAGAAGGACAGAAAUAACAGGAUAGGGCUGUUGGUUGCAUGCUACCAAGGUUACGUGGACGUCGUUAUAGCGCUGUCUCAGUGUCCCUAUCUGGAUGUCAACUGGCAGGACAGUGAGGGAAACACAGCUCUCAUCACGGCUGCUCAAGCAGGCCACAUAACAAUCACCAACUAUCUUCUGAACUACUACUCUGGGUUGGACAUUGAGAGGAGAAACUGCCACGGCUUCACCGCUCUGAUGAAAGCUGCCAUGCAGGGCAGGGUGGAAUGUGUGCGCUCGCUCAUGAUGGCAGGAGCUGCCCUGAAUGCCAGGGACUCUGGCCGUCACUUCACUGCCAAGGAGUGGGCCUACUUUACAGGCCGUUAUGAAACUGCCUGGGUGAUGACGCGCCUGAUGGAACGGCCCUGCCCCCACCAGUACUGUGAUACAUACAGUCUAGAGUGGGCCCCACUGGCAUCACUGGUGGCCAAAGCCCAGGAGCCUCGUGGCUGUCUAAAGCGCCUGUCAGACACUGUACGGAACGUCUUCAACAUGGCGAAUGUCACCAACCCUGAGGAUGAAGGCGUUAUUGACCACAUGGUUUCUAUUACAACUGCCAUGAGGAACCCUGUUAUAGCAGUAGCAUGCCAUACAGUAUGUCCUGACAGCCCCCCAAGUGUGGGCAAACGGCGUUACGCAGUUCCUGAAAUCAUCCGCCAGCAGCGCGCCAAAGAGCUCCGCUCCCUCAACCCUGACAGGGUGGACAGCCACCUCAAACUCUUCCAAAACUCUCGAGUCACACUGGUGGCCAAGAACUCAGCAGACCGUCGGGCCAGCCUUCAGGCCCAGAGCUUGGUGCCUCGACACAGGAGCUCCAGCCUGGGCAUGGUGGCUUAUAACGAAGCCCUGGAGCUGCGGAGGACCAGCCUGCUGCCCUUGCACAUGGUGCUGAGGAGAAGCAGUGUCAGGCCGGGGUUCAGCAUCCCCAAAGUGAGGGUGUCCAAGGCCCCCACGCCCACUUAUGAACCAGAAAAGAUCAGGAGGAAGAGCAGUGCCAAAGAUGGAGGUGGGCACCUGCUGCAGAUACCAAAGUGGCGGUACAAGGAGCUAAAAGAAGAAAGGAAGAAAGCGGAGGAGGCCGAGAGGAGGAGGCUGGAGGCUGUAACCAAGAGACACCUUGCUGCCGGGAAAAGGAAAUAAUAUCAUUGCCUCAGAAGAUGCCAUGUACACUACUCCAAAAAGAGACUGCACAGACUAUAAAAAUGACUAGAUUUGGCUUUAAUGUUUUUUCUACAACAUAUGAAUUACCAGCAGUGUUCAUGAAAGAGGACAGCAGACUGGAAGCUGCUUUUGUGUGUUUUGUUUUGCAAGAGGGAUGCCAGUUGGCCUCUUAAAAAUGGCUGCCGGAGCUUUGACAGCUUUAGAAGUGCACAGUGCUCAGUGUCCUCUAUGAUGUCGAACAGCGAAUACCCAGGGGAUUUGAUACUUGAAAUGUUUUUAGCUAACUUAUUUUUCAUAUUUAUUGCUUUUUGAUGGAUAGCCAAGUCUCUAUUUUGUUACGCUUUGGGUGCUCAGUACAGCAGGGUUUUUAUAUUGGACAAGACGCUCAUUAACAUGUACACUUUCUGUAACUACAGCAGAAAUAUGUUCAUCUUUCUACCUAAAAGACA
This is a messenger RNA of Plectropomus leopardus (leopard coralgrouper), 2354 nucleotides long. RefSeq names its product ankyrin repeat domain 33ba (gene ankrd33ba). NCBI's taxonomy places the organism in Eukaryota, Metazoa, Chordata, Actinopteri, Perciformes, Serranidae. The record is from RefSeq and is a predicted model, not a curated record. Gene Ontology annotation, molecular function: protein binding.